UGUGUUUUCACCCAGGGUGAGAUCUAAAACCUGCAGGACAGCAUCCCUUGAGGCCUGGAGUUCCCCUACCCCUGCUGUAAAGUAAAAGUAUUUUUAUACAAGUGUUAUUUUAACAUAGCUGAACAAUAAAGCACUAAAAAAUGACAGAUAUGGUCAGUUAAACAUACUGCAGUAUUUUAUGGCUUGGUAUGGUCACUCUGGCCGCUGUUCAUCAUUAGUGAGUGUACUCGGAUACAGUGAGUCUGGGGUUUCUGUGGAAGGCUGUCAGUCUGCUGGGACCUUACUGACAGAUGCCAUCAAACACCUUUAGGAUGAACUAGAACACAGAUUGUGACUCGGUGCUCUCAUCCAGCAUCAGUGUCUGAGCUCACAAAGGCUCCUCUUGCUGGGCAAAAAUAACAGACACCGAAACCUUAUAGAAAGCCUUCACAUAGUGGAAGCUGGUACAGGUUAAGGCUCCUGUCGGUGGCCUGGUCUGUAAUCACACACUCACAUUUAACUGAAGCACCAAAUAAAUGAUUUGUUCUUCCACAAAUCCUGUAAUGUCGACAAAAAGUGGACCGGCCAGUGAGCAGACCUCUGUCUGCUGAGACUGAUUAACCUCAGCUUGUUCUCUCAUGUGGGUAAAACCAUUGUAUUGCAAACGGUUAUUGGGGAGGGAGCAACAACAAUAAUUCUGUUGUUUCUGCAGUAAUUGUCUCUGAGCAGGGAACUGAGGAGUGAGCAAUCUCCUCUUCCAUGACUUUGAUGUUCUCUGCAGCAUCACAGAAGGACUUUCAUCUUGUUUUUAACGCUGCUCAGAGACCUCCACCUUUAUCAGAACUUUAAUCUGGACCCUCUUAUGAUUCACGAUUGUUUAAGAGGAAAGGAAACUGGUUCAUAACGAGAGCCACGGCCUAAGGCAUCACAUAAAAACAACAGACAGACAGAAUUUGACAUGUGUGAAAGCAGACAGUUUGUUGGUUUGCUGACACGUCACCACAGAAGUCACGGUUAUAUUUGCACUCGCUGUAAACUGAAGGUGGGAAGCCGUUCUUACAACUCAGCCCUUCAGCCAGCAGGGGGAGUGGUGUGGCCACGCUCUUCCGCCUGAGGAGCUCCCGGCCGUGUCAGGGACAGAAGACGAAAAGUGCCUCAGACCACAGAGCAAGUCAAAGAAAGUGCUGAAUGAGAAAAGCUGAUGGUUAACUCUGGAUUCUGUGUGGCCUCGGUGUCUAUCACAGACAGCUCAGUCAGGUCAGUCAUAUUUAUUCAGCCCAACAAGACAAAGAUCCAGAAAACAGAAGACAAGCAUUAAAACAGACACAGAGACAGAUACGACUGUACACUGAUACUACGAACACUCCCUGAGCGUUUGAUGUUAUUUUAAUUUUUUUUAUAAAAACCAAGCAGAAGAUUCAAUUUGAGUCUUUUCUCACUGAAGCAUGACGUCUGUGGAUCAUAAUGUCCACAAACAUGGACGAUGACAUCAACGUUAAUGGGAGGAGCUCAGAGGAGCCCAGCGAGGCUCUUCAGUGUGAACACAGUCUCACUGUGUGCAACUCCACAGAUAACAGAGCUGCCAGCACAUAGAGACUCACUCAUACAAACCUUACACACACACACACACACACACACACACACAUUAUAACACGCACACACUCUUCACUGAAGCUGCCGGAUAUCUGUGUGUUAGAGAGAUUAGUCCAGUAAGAUGAAGAGUGUUCUUACCUGGGCAGCACCCAGGUGAGCAGUGAGGCCUUUACCAGUUCUCUCCAGGACAGCUGGAGCAACUCAAAGGAGACAGCUAAGAAUCUCUGACCAGGUAAGACUGGGAGCUGUUCAGAAGCCAGGAAAACAAAAUGUCAGCAAACUUGGCCACAGACGACAGUCCGGCUGUGUGUUGCUGGUCCUAAAGUACAGGUGAGGGAUGACCUGGAUGAAGACAGGUGAGUCUGCUGAAGAGCGGGACCUGGGAGGCCCCACCAGCAGGCGGAGCCCAGAGCAAACCCAGCUCACCUUUACCUGCGGAGCAGUAUGAGAACACAGGAAGGCCUCGUACCUCGUCCAGUUUUAUUUAAUGAAUGGGGAUGUUAAGAGGGAUGUUAAACAUGGAUCCUUUUUUAUUAUGUUCUUCUUCUUAAACUCUGUUGACUGCUUGGUUUCAGGCCUCUUGACUGAACUUUGCCAGUUGUAAGGGAGUUCUUCCCACCAUCACCAGGUGAUGCUCACAGCGAAUCGAUCUGAUGGAGCUUUGAGGUUGAUGUCAAUUAGUGCUAUGCAAAUAAAACUGAACUGAAAUGUGAAAUAUACUUGAAAAUGAUUGGAUGUAGCCUCACAAUAAUGCUGUCAGCUUUAGCUCAGCGUAUGCCAUAAACACACACACAUACACACACACCUGUCCGCAGGUAAACAGUAACAGGUAAUUUAUAUGUGUGUGUGUCCUAUGGUUUGGGCUGAGGUGGGGUUGGGUGUAGUUAUUGCUGUCACGUCCUGUCCCGGGCGCCAAAGCAAACAGAAGCAUCAGCAGGAGGUUACAGACAGUCGGGGAAAUGUGCAGUUUGACAGACGAGAGCAAACAAGCAGUCCGGCCUGUGGCUUCGCAUCUCUCUGGGAGUCCCUGCCGUAUAUUUCCUCCACGUUUGGUGGAAAUUCAUGUGGACCGUUGCCCAGAAUUCAUACGCCGGGAAACGUAAAGUACAUGGAUGUGAGCUAACACCAUCCUCCCACAGCACAGCGGAACAGAAACAGGUGGAGGUAGCGACAGCGAGUUAUCUGCAGAGGUUUGUGUGUGAUGAAGUGAGACAGAGCCAGUAUUUUAAAGUGUCAGAAAUGGACAAUCAGAAAUUGAUUGACACGAAAAGCUCUUUAAUAUUUUCACUUAGGAACAUCACCUGCAUCUUUAAGCUUUGAAAAAAAAUGAAAAAAAGAAGAAAGAGUCUGUUUUGCAGCUGUUGCUACAAAAUUGUCAUUUCAUGUCAAACUGUGUUAUUUUUGGAUUUUUCAUAGAUUCAACAAAAGAAAUGUGAACAAAUGAUGAAAACACCGGUUAAUAGGGAUGUAAGAAAAUAUCGAUACAACAAAAUAUCGCGAUAUUUCGCGCAAUGAUACUGAAUUGAUAUUUAAAAUCAGUGUUAUCAAUUUUUUUAAUUGAAAAAUGACAUGCAUUUACUGUUUAUUUCUUUUGUAUGUUGGAAUUCAAACUCCGGCCACUGGUUUGCAGUUUUCACCGCCUUUACUAUGACGUAAAAACGAGGUCUCACGAUAACUGUAGAAGCGUCUAGUUUGCCAAAAGAACGAAGUAGAACAGUCAGUGGACGUGUGUGAUGCUAGCUAACUGAUGACUGAAGAGGAGAGGAUACAGCCGGCCCCCGCAGCUUUCAAAGCUGAUGUGUGGACUUAUUUUGGAUUUAGGACAAAAGAAGGCAGUAAAGACUAUGACAAGAGCUAUGCAGUCUGUGAAAUCUGCACCGCCAGAGUCAAAUAUUCCGGUAACACAACAAAUUUACUAACACACGUGUCUAGACACCAUAGCGACGUAGCGUCAAAUGCUAAUUUUAAAACGAAACGAGGUGAUCCCUCUCAACAGACAAUUGAAGAAGUUAACUUUUCGAAACUACCAGCAACUUCAACUCGUGCAACAAAAAUAACGCAGUCAGUACUUGUUUUUAUUUGCAAAGACAUGCGCCCUUUGAGUGUUGUGGAGAAUAAAAGAUUUCGUAAUAUGAUUAAAACGCUGGAGCCCUGUUACACCGUUCCUUCUCGACAGCACAUCACGGACAUCGCUCUGCCAAAGUUGUACCAAGAAGUCAAAGCGACAGUGCUGGACUCUCUCAGCUCGGCUGAGACAGUUGCUCUGACAUGUGACGCUUGGACUUCGAGAGCCACUGAAUCGUACGUAACUGUUACAGCACAUCACAUAAUGGACCAGUGGAACCUUCAGUCUCAUGUACUACAAACCCGAGCCAUGCAUGACAGUCACACAGGUGAGCACAUUGCAGCAUUACUAACUGACGCUGAAUGGGGAUUGAACGCAAAGGACCUUGUUGUUGUUACCGAUAAUGCACCAAACAUGGCUCUCGCGGCUAGACUUGCAGGCAUGAUGCACAUACAAUGUUUUGCACACAGUCUGAAUCUCACCUCACAGAAAGCACUGAAAAUACAAUCCGUGGUGCGACUUCUCGGGAGGAUCCGACGUGUAACAGCCUUUUUCAGGCGCAGCACCACAGCCAGCAACCAGUUGAAGCAGAAACAGUGCCUCCUUCAGCUACCAGCUCACAGAUUGAUCACGGACAUAAUUACAAGAUGGAACAGCUCCUAUGAUAUGAUAGAACGAUUUUUAGAACAGCAACCAGCCAUCUGUGCGGCUCUGCUUUCUGCAGAAGUUAGGAAGAGUGAAAAAGAAAUUUUCACAUUAAGUGAGUCUGACAUCACAUGUGCAGAAGAAGUUGUCAGGGCACUCAAGCCUAUGAAGGAUGCCACCCUGGUGAUGUCAGAGGAGAGUAUGCCAACCCUGCUUCUCUUCAUGCCAAGCUUGUGAUGGGUGCACAAGAAAGUGUUGAUGAUACACCGAUAGUAAGGGACAUUAAGACUGCCAUAGCAGAAGAUCUGGGAAAGAGAUAUGUAAAUGAGAGGGAGACACUAUGGAUGGCAUCAACUGUUGAUCCUCGGUUUAAGGACCUGCCCUUCCUGUCUGAAGCAGAGACCAGUGAGACCUAUUCCAGACUGUUGGACACUGUGGUGACUGUGAUAAAGAAGGAAGAAAAUCAGCAAAAGAAUGAGGAGACUGACAAACAGGUGGAGGAAGAGAAUGCCACAGAGGAGGCUCAUCACCCACAUAUCAAAGACAACUUUGACUCCAUCCCUCGGCCACCCCUAAAGAGACAGAGGACCUCAUGUGCAUUGGUGGACUUGCUUGGAGCUACGUUUACCUCUACUAGUAACAAUACUGCACCAAAAUCAGAACAUGAUGUUGCUGCAGCUGAGAUCAAGAGGUAUAGAGAUGAGACCCCUUUGCCUCUCACAGGAAAUCCUCUCAGUUGGUGGAAGGACCAUGAAUAGGAAUGCCCUCAGCUAUCCAAAGUAGCAAGGAGUUUCCUAUGCAUUCCUGGAACAAGUGUCUCUGCAGAGAGUUUUCUCCUCUGCAGGAGACAUAGUAAAUGCACAGAGAAGUGUCCUGAGAGCUGACCAUGUCGAUCAGCUUGUAUUCCUGCACAAAAAUCUGGAAAUUGAAAAAUAAA
Messenger RNA from Haplochromis burtoni (Burton's mouthbrooder), 5219 nucleotides. RefSeq names its product E3 SUMO-protein ligase ZBED1. The record is from RefSeq and is a predicted model, not a curated record. The transcript has 2 exons. The coding region runs from base 3320 to 4519 and encodes 399 amino acids. NCBI's taxonomy places the organism in Eukaryota, Metazoa, Chordata, Actinopteri, Cichliformes, Cichlidae. Gene Ontology annotation, molecular function: DNA binding.